Molecule: messenger RNA, 1302 nt
Organism: Penicillium verhagenii
Lineage: Eukaryota; Fungi; Ascomycota; Eurotiomycetes; Eurotiales; Aspergillaceae
Product: glycoside hydrolase family 27 protein
Exons: 3
Coding region: 1-1302 (433 amino acids)
Biological process (GO): carbohydrate metabolic process
Molecular function (GO): alpha-galactosidase activity
Source: RefSeq, a predicted model, not a curated record
AUGAAUGAGACUGUCAUUUUGCAGGCUGCCGAGAAAAUCGUUUCACUGGGCUUCAAAGAUCUAGGUUAUCACUAUGUUGUCAUGGAUGAUUGCUGGUCUGCAGGUCGUAACUCGUCUGGGUAUCUUAUCCCAGACCCCGACAAGUUCCCCAAUGGAGUAGCAGAUCUGGCAGACAAAAUCCAUGCCAUGGGGCUGAAACUAGGAAUUUACUCUAGCGCGGGCACAUUGACCUGCGCGCGGUAUUCCGGCUCGCUGGGAUACGAAGAAAAAGACGCGACGCUGUGGGCAAGCUGGGGCAUCGACUACCUGAAAUAUGACAACUGCUACAAUCAAGGUGAAGAAGGCACUCCUAAGCUUUCUUACGAUCGCUACAAUGCCAUGGGCAAAGCACUCAAUGCCACUGGUCGACCUAUUCUGUACUCCCUAUGCAACUGGGGUGUUGACGGACCAUGGAACUUCGCUCCCACGAUAGGCAAUUCUUGGAGAAUGAGCGGCGAUCUGAACAACGUUUGGGAUCGUGAGAACGUGAAUUGUCCUUGCUCCGAAACUGAAGGUCUUGACUGCAAGACUCCUGGGUAUGAAUGCUCUGUCAUGAACGUUCUCAACAAAGCUGUGUACUACCCAUCCAAGGCGUAUGCAGGUGCAUGGAACGAUCUGGACAUGCUCGAGGUCGGAAAUGGUGGCUUGACAGACACUGAAGCCGUCGCCCAUUUCAGUCUUUGGGCUGCGCUCAAAUCGCCUCUCCUCAUGACGAACGUAAUGACCAAGAUCGACGCGCAAACCUUAUCCAUCUUGCAAAAUACUGCAGUGCUUGCCAUCUCCCAAGAUCCAGAGACCUCGUCCGCAGUACGAAUUUGGCGCUACUAUGUCGAUGGUGGCGAGAUUCAAAUGUUCAGCGGUUCCUUGAGCGGCGGCGACCAGCUAGUCUUACUUUUGAAUGGCGGGUCUGCGGCUCGCAAUAUGAAUGCUACACUCACUGAUAUCUUCUGGUCGGAUGGUCCUGGGGGCACGGCGUCGGAGAUCAAAAGCAGCUGGGAUGUGUAUGAUCUCUGGGCUGACCGGAUGAGCAAUGCGACUGCGAGUGCGAUUAUCGAGGGAGGAAACGCCACGCGGCCGAUUAAUAUGACUGCCCUGGGUGGAUAUGAGAAGGUCUACUCACAGGACCCUUUGCCGACGUCCAAGGCGCUUAUGGGGACUAAGGUUGCUACAGUCAAGGCUAGUGGGACAGUUACGGCCCAUGUGCAGCCGCAUGGUGUUGCUAUGCUGCGUUUGAGGGAGGUGAAGACCAAUGAUGAGCUUUGA